Molecule: messenger RNA, 4287 nt
Organism: Gopherus flavomarginatus (Mexican gopher tortoise)
Lineage: Eukaryota; Metazoa; Chordata; Testudines; Testudinidae
Gene: TULP2
Product: TUB like protein 2
Exons: 13
Coding region: 1816-3540 (574 amino acids)
Biological process (GO): protein localization to cilium
Cellular component (GO): cilium
Source: RefSeq, a predicted model, not a curated record
AGUUCGGCCACCCCACCCACCCCCCCGCACCAUGAACGCGGCAGGGCGGGAACACACGUAAGCUUGGGGAUUGGAAGGGGACGGGGAUGCAUUAAGGGGUAGGGGGGCAGUGUGCGGGAGGGGUGUAUUGUGUGCAGGGGUGUGUGUCUGUGCACUCAGCCCAUCCAGUCCUCGUUAAUCCCUAAUGAGCUAAUCCUGCUUUAUCAGGGCGGGGGUGGGGGCUUAAUAAGCAGUCGUUGCUUCCCUCACUCCCCCUUCCCUGCUUACUGGGUCCUUCCUUGCAGGGGGUCUCUACUCUGCCCCCCUCCAGGAUCUCUUAGACCCUUCCAGGGGCCUCCCCAGGCCAAGGCCGACAAAUUCCCCUCCUUAGAUACCCCCUGCAUUGUGACCCCACCCCAGAGGGGCCAGAUCCCAGCACCGGGCGAGGGGUCCCCCAUAGACCCAUCCCCUGCACCCCAUCCCAGAGGGGCCGUGUCCCAGUGCCGGGCGAGGGGUCCCCCAUAUACCUAUCCCCCCCACCCCAUCCCAGAGGGUCCAUGUCCCAGUGCCAGGCGAGGGGUCCACAUGUACCCAGCCCCCUGCCCCACCCCAGAGGGGCUGCAUCCCAGCACCGGGCGAGGGGUGCCCCAUAUACCCAGCCCCUGCGCCCCAUCCCAGAGGGGCCAUGUCCCAGCGCCGGGUGAGGGGUCCCCAUAGCCCCAUCCCCCGCGCCCCAUCCCAAAGGGGCCAUGUCCCAGCGCCGGGCGAGGGGUCCCCCAUAGACCUAUCUCUCCCACCCCAUCCCAGAGGGACCAUGUCCCAGCGCUGGGCGAGGGGACCCCAUAGCCCCAGCCCCCUGCCCCACCCCAGAGGGGCUGCAUCCCAGCACCGGGCGAGGGGUGCCCCAUAUACCCAGCCCCUGCGCCCCAUCCCUGAGGGGCCACGUCCCAGCACCGGAUGAGGGGUCCCCAUAGACCCAGCCCCCUGUCCCAUCCCAGAGUCAGCCACAUCCCAGCACUGGACGAGGGGUCCCCCAUAGUCCCAGCCCCCACACCCCAUUCCAGCGCUGCAUGGUUGGGGUACGUCUGGGGGCUCCUAUGACAUCACAAACCCUGGCGCCGUGGCGAUCGGAACCCCCCACACACACACCGUGGCCGCCCCUGGGCCUGGCGAAGGCAGGGUCUGCUGGGGUGGCCCCAGGGUGCCCCGGCGGCGAGAUGGCGCGGAGCUCCUACCGGCGCCUGCCCUCCCGCCCUGCCUCGCCGCCCGACGCCCCCGGCUCCUUCUCUUCCAGUGGCCUGGGCGAGGAGCCCGCGUCCCUGCGGCAGCAGAAGCUGGAGCUGCAGGUAGGUGCCCCCAGGGCGGUGCCCUCACACCACCUAGGGGGUUCUGGGAUCGAGGGGAUCAGGGCUGGGACUGGUGCCACUCGCCCCCCGGGGGGUUCUGAGAUCGAGGGGAUCAGGGCUGGAACUGGUGCCACUCGCCCCCCGGGGGGUUCUGGGAUUGAGGGGAUCAGGGCUGGGACUGGUGCCCCCUGUCCCCUGGAGGAUUCUGGGAAUGAGGGGAUCAUGGCUGGGAGCGGUGCCCACGGGGGGUUCUGGGAUCGAGGGGAUUGGGGCUGGGACUGGUGCCCCCUGUCCCCCGGGGGGGUUCUGGGAAUGAGGGGAUCAUGGCUGGGAGCGGUGCCCCCGGGGGGUUCUGGGAUCGAGGGGAUUGGGGCUGGGAGUGGUGCCCCCUGCCCCCCGGCGGGUUCUGGGACCGAGGGGUUAGGGCUUGGGACCGGUGCCCCCUGUCCCCUGGGAGGUUCUGGGAUUGAGGGGAUCGGGGCUGGGAGUGAUGCCGCGUUCUGGGACCAAGGGGAUCGGGGCUGGGAGCAGAACCCCCGAGUGGUCUGGGAUCGAGGGGAUCGGGGCUGAGGCUGGCGUGCGGGGGGUGUCCCCCCAGGGCGGUGCCUCCAGGGCCUGUUCUCCUUUCCUGCCCCUUUCCCCCCACCCCCAGCGCCGCAUCUUUGAGAAGAAGCAGCGUCGGAAGCGCCAGGAGCCGCUCAUGGUCCAGGCCAACCCCGACGCCAAGGUGACAGGCCGCCGGGGCCGCCGGCCUGAGGAGCGCACCCCUCUGAUGGAGUCCUGCAGUGACCACAGCCUCUGCAACGGAACCAGCAACCCCUUCCUGGUGGAGUCGGUCCCGGAGGCCCAUCGCCCCGCUGACGCCUGGGGCAGCUCCGUGCACCUGGACAGGGGCCCGCGAGCCGGGGGGGAGGCCGCAGGUGCGUCCGACGCGGAGCUGGAAGAGGCCAUCCUGGAGGACACACGGCCCGUCAACAAGGCCAUGGCGGCGCCCAGCUCCACACGCAAGGGCUGGCCGGCCCGGCGGAGCGGGGCUGGCCACGCCGACGCCCGACACUCCCGGAGCUCGAAGCCAAAGGCGCUGUCGCCCGCACAAGGGGAGCGAGUCCCCUCUGUCAUUGUGGAGUUCAGAGACCCUCAGGACAGCAGCGAUGGGGACGCCCCCCCGGAGGCCGGUGCUGCAGGCUGGGAGUCAGCCCAGGAGGGAGACUCGGAGGCGGAGGGGCAACCGCCCCAGGACCCCCCCAUACCCCCUUCCCCCGUCAGGAGAAGACAGGACAGGAAGCUCCCCAGCAGAGGAUCUCUUGGCAGCCCCCCUGGGAGCGACGAGGACGAGGAAGGAGACUUCAACAUCCUCUGCAGAUCCCUGGAGCCCGCGCCGGAGGCUGACACCCCCAGCCUGCCGGAGGAGGCGCCAGGGACCCCGCAGCCCCCGCGGCCAGAGGAGCUGCAGGGGUUUGUGCUGCGCCCGGCGCCCCCCGGAGUGACCAUCCAGUGCCGCAUCAGCCGGGACCGCAAGGGGGUGGACAAGGGCGUCUUCCCCUUCUACUACCUCCACCUGGAGAGAGACGACGGGAGGAAGCUGUUUCUCAUGUCUGGCCGGAAGAGAAAGAAAAGCAAAACCUCCAAUUACCUCAUUUCCCUCGACCCCAUCGACCUGUCCCGGGGCGGGGACGGCUUCAUCGGGAAAGUCAGGUCCAACAUGCUGGGCACCAGGUUCACGGUGUUUGAUAAUGGGACAAAUCCAGAUAAAAAACCCUUCGUCCCCGAAACAACUCCGAUCCGGCAGGAGUUGGCAGCCAUUUGCUACGAGACCAAUGUGUUGGGGUUCAGGGGACCCCGAAAAAUGACUGUGAUUAUCCCCGGCAUGAACACAGACAAUGAGAGAAUCAGCAUCCGCCCGAAAAACGAACACGAGACCCUGCUGACCCGGUUCCAGAACCGGAACCUCCAGAACCUGCUGGUUCUGCAGAACAAGGUGCCGGCCUGGAACGAGGAGACCCAGUCAUACGUGCUCAACUUCCACGGCCGCGUCACCCAGGCCUCCGUCAAGAACUUCCAGAUCGUCCCCGACCAUGACUCCGAGUACAUCGUGCUGCAGUUUGGCCGGGUGGCGCCCGAUGUCUUCACCAUGGACUAUCGCGCCCCCCUCUGCGCCCUGCAGGCCUUCGCCAUCUGCCUGUCCAGCUUCGACGGGAAACUCGCCUGCGAGUAGCCCCCGCCACCUCCGUCAUGACCUCUGACCCCAUGACCCCCGAACCCUGUGACUUCAGGCAUGGCCCCAUGACCUCUGACCCCACCACCUUGGAAUGACACCAUGACCUCUGACCCCCCACAACUUCAGGCAUGACUCCUACGACCCCGGACAUGACCCUGUGACCUCCAAUCCCCGUGCCCUUGGAAUGACCCCACAACCUCUGACCCCACAACCUUGGAAUGACCCUGCGACCUCUGACCUAUGCUGACCUACUCUGAGUGGCUGGCUCCUCUCUGACCCACCCCUUCCCCCGUUGACGAGUCCUUGUCACCCUUGAUCUCCGAUUCCUUGACUUUACCCUUUGACCUCCCACUACUCUGACCUCUGGCAUUUUUGUGUCAUUCUUGACCUUUGACCUCUCCAUCUUGGCCUCUCGCCUCUUUGGACCUAGCUCAUCCUUGACCUAUGACCCCUGACUUUCCUUGUGGCCCUCUGGUCCUUUGAUGUCAUCCUUGGCCUGUGGUCCAUUUGACCCUUGACCCAUGACCCUUCCCCUCUGGCCCUGAACCAUUUCUCCUCUUUCGAAGACGUUGCCGUGACAGCAGCUGCAGCCGCCAUCUUGAUUGUUCAGUGUCCCCCGCCCCCAAAGGAGGGGGGAUCAGGGCUGUUCUGGGGGACCCCCCCCCAAUCCACAGACUGUAAAGUGCCCCUCACCCCCGAGAGUGUAACAGAUUCUUGAUCCAAAUAAAAUCUACCCAGAAGCGA